UAAUUAUGGCCUAUUUCAAUGUAAAAAUGCCUGAGGUGAAAGUGAAAUAUGAUUGGGACGCCAUUGAGGUAGGAAACGAGGAAUUGGAUCAUUCGGAAAACUUUUUUGCUUAUAAACAUUAUGAACACGAGAGACUGGAGGACAUGGCACUAUUGCAGGAAGAAAUGGCCAAAACAGAAUUGACAGACAUUGAGGAACAGUGUGUCAUUUACAAAAUUGAAAAACAUGACAAUACCAUCACAGGUGAGGAGGAACAGCUGGAGGACAAAGAAAACAUCAACUGCUCCCUGAACUCCAGCCAUAAUGAAGAGACGGAGAGAGAGGAUUUGGUAACAUCGCCGGAAGAUGAAGCAACUCAAAACCACAACCACGACUAUACUGACAAUGAACAGCCGGAGUCUCAUUUAGAUAAGACUGUGCAACAAACACAUUUGGCACCCAAAUUGAAUUUGGUAUGCCAGUGGUCGACACAAAAACCAGCCACCAAAAAAUGCCAUACAACAGCUGGCUCUUCCAAGGGUGCAGUUUCCAAAAAUAUGCCACCCCCACCGCAGGCGUAUUUGGUGAAAGAUCUCUACCAGAAGAAACGUGAAGAAGCUGAACGCCGACGAGAGGAAGAGGAACGCAAACGACGUGAAUUCCAUUCAAGACCCGUGCCAAAUUUCAAUGCCCAUCAUCAACUAAUGGAAAAGCGGAAACCAGCACAUGCCUUUACAGUGGCGGUGACUCCAAAAGUUCUGAAAAAAUCCAAAGAGGCCGAAGAGAAACGAAGACAAAGGCUGGAAGAAUGGAAACAAAAAAAUCAACCUCCCAAAUUUGAAUCACGACCACCAACUGUCCUCAAAGAGAAACCUUUUGUCCCGGAAAAGAAACCAUUGGUCAUCCAGCAGUGCCCAUUUAAAUUGCACACCGAAAAACGUUUAGCCGAACGUAAACAUUACGAUGAGGCGAAACAUAAAGCGCUCGAGGAAAAACGAAAACAGGAGGAAGAAGAACGCAAAAGACGUGAAGAGGAGCGCAUACGUGAACUAAGAAAAGCUGCUACAUUUAAAGCACGACCAAAUCCCUUUAGACACUAAGAUAUUAUUCGUUUAUUA
Molecule: messenger RNA, 1097 nt
Organism: Musca vetustissima
Lineage: Eukaryota; Metazoa; Arthropoda; Insecta; Diptera; Muscidae
Product: golgin subfamily A member 6-like protein 24
Exons: 5
Coding region: 6-1079 (357 amino acids)
Source: RefSeq, a predicted model, not a curated record